AUACCUCACAUGAAAAAUACAGACGGAUUGUAUCGAACUAUCAAAAUUCUCUGCGAAAGUGGCAAAUCGUUGCCAUUUUACUCUCUAAAAAUUUCACUUCAAAAAGCAGUUCUCGCGCGAUCUUCGAAUUAGGUUAGCAGUAACAAUCGGUGACGUAGUUGAUAUAAAAGCGACUCUCAACUAGUCAGCCCGCGACAUUUGGUUUGAGGGAUUAUUAUCGGGAACCUGUUGUAUUCCACUAAAGAAUGAAGUUUCUUAUUUCCUGCUUCCUCUUUUUAGGGGUAGCUGCCUUAGCAGAAGAACGAGUCAAACGGCAAGCUUCUUACACAUUUCCAGGCCCACGAAGCGAUAGGUCAUAUAGGCCGUCAUUAAGUGCAGCUCCCGUUUAUGUAGCAGAACAUGAAGCAGCUGAAGUUUAUCCAGCAACAAGAAGACAAUCACAACCUCAAUAUGCAGCAGCGCAACCAAGAGCUCCAGUACAACAAGCAGUUGCAGCUCCUGCUCCACCACCACCUCCUGAAUACGAACCAGCCCCUAGACAACAAGCAGCACCACGAGCACAAUCAUCAUCAGCAGCGUCUAGAAGAAGAGGUUCCUCAUCUGCAGCAAGCAACCGAGCAAACAAAUAUGGUUCAGCUCCUCAACAGUCAUUAAAUGGACAUGCUGAGGAUGAUGAAGAGGAAGCAGGGCCAGAUCCUUUGACUCUUCUCCUAGAAGACUCACAAUUCACCUGUGGUGGAAAGCAAGACGGUUACUACGCUGAUGACAGUGUCAACUGCCAGGUCUUCCAUUACUGUGUUGGUGGAGCUAAACAUUCUUGGAUGUGUCCUGAAAACACCGUCUUCCAUCAAGUUCAUCUUAACUGUGUGCCAGAUUCUCAAGAUAUUUGUGCCCAAUCGCAAAAGUUCCACUUUGUGAAUGAAUAUUUAUACAAACCUAUUGACUACGAAGGACCAAACAACACUGCUCGUUACUCUCAAAGAUAUUACCCUGAUGGAUAUGUAGUAGGUGAUCCCUUAGUUGCUCCACAACCUCAAGAACCUAGACGACCUGCAGCCCAACCACCUCCUCCUCAAUAUCAACCAGCACCUGCCCCAAGACCUCAGCCAAGACCACAACCCAGACCAUCUGCCCCUGCACCACCUCCACCAUCAUACAGAGCUCCUCAACCUGCACCUCAACCCAGACCACAACCACGACCAUCUAGGCCAUUAGAAUCUUACCCAGUAGAGGAACCUCGUGAAUAUAGGCCUCAACCUCCACCACAAUCUGCAUCGCAAACUUAUCGAGGUAGUCCCGCCCAACCUCAAGGUCCACCUCCUCAAGGUUACAGAGUAGCUUCUGCCCCUCAAUCCCGACCUCAAUCUGCUUACACCAGCAGCGAAGAAGCUCAUUAUCAACCUGAACCAUCACCACAAAGCAGGAGACAAGCAGCAUCACCACAACCACCACAGAGGGCAACUGCAGGUUAUGCUCCAAGACAACAACAAUACAGGCAACCACAGCCACAGCAAACUGCCAGAUCUGGAAGUGGAUAUCAACCCUAUGCCUCAAACCAAGCAGCUGGUGUUGAAUACGAUGAAGAUUAUUAAACAUCCAAGUUUUAGAAAUUUUUAAAUUUUACUGCUGUGAUUAGUCACAUUUUGACACAUGUCAAGCCAUUGUCUUUGUGUACUUUAUUGGAUUUACAUCAGGAUUGUAAAUCCAAUGCUUGUUACUUAUGAUUAGCUUUAGGCUAGUCUUGUAUAAAUUAUUCCAUAUUUUGCCAGAGGCAAAAGAUAUACGGGGUUUGUUUUAAAGGACUCUGUUUUUUUAAAAAACUCAUCUGCUCAAGAUAACUCAUAUUUAAUGAAAAUAAUUUAUGCAUCAUUGCAAUAAUUAGUCAAUUUAUUUCGGUAAAAAAUUUUAUUUAACUCGAACAUUUUUUCCCUUUCUACAUACAUAAUUUUACAGUAAAAUCAGUAAAGAGAAUCUGAAUUCUUGAUUGUAUAAAAUAAAUUUUUAAAAUUUCAUUUAUUUUGUUUAAAAAAAGAGGAAGCUUUACUAGAAGGAAUUAUGCAUGGCAGAAGCUUAUAUCAAUAGUACGCUUUCAUACAAAUCAGUCAGAUAAGUCAACUCUUCAUUCAUAAAGCACAUUUGUAUAAAGUAUGUUUAAUUAAUAAAUGUUAUGUAUUUUAUAUUGUU
Molecule: messenger RNA, 2184 nt
Organism: Parasteatoda tepidariorum (common house spider)
Lineage: Eukaryota; Metazoa; Arthropoda; Arachnida; Araneae; Theridiidae
Cellular component (GO): extracellular region
Molecular function (GO): chitin binding
Source: RefSeq, a predicted model, not a curated record